Messenger RNA from Schizosaccharomyces japonicus yFS275, 1073 nucleotides. RefSeq names its product thioredoxin peroxidase Tpx1. NCBI's taxonomy places the organism in Eukaryota, Fungi, Ascomycota, Schizosaccharomycetes, Schizosaccharomycetales, Schizosaccharomycetaceae. The record is from RefSeq and is a predicted model, not a curated record. Gene Ontology annotation, biological process: positive regulation of transcription by RNA polymerase II; cell redox homeostasis; hydrogen peroxide catabolic process. Gene Ontology annotation, cellular component: cytoplasm. Bases 131 to 709 code for a protein of 192 amino acids. Gene Ontology annotation, molecular function: antioxidant activity; peroxiredoxin activity; thioredoxin-dependent peroxiredoxin activity. The transcript has a single exon.
AAAAAACAGGUAUAAAACACCCCUCUGUCCCUCGCUCUGAAACAGCAUCAGCUUCUUAGGAUCACGUCUUCCAGAGCACAAACACAAGGCACACGCACCUUUCAAGACUUCACAUCACAUCUUACUAAAAAUGACUUUGAGAAUUGGACAACCCGCUCCCGACUUCAAGGGUACCGCCGUCGUCAACGGCUCCUUCGAGGAGAUUAAGCUCUCUGACUACAAGGGCAAGUGGGUCUUCUUGGGUUUCUACCCCAUGGACUUCACCUUCGUCUGCCCCACCGAGAUUGUUGCUUUCUCUGAGGCUGCCUCCAAGUUUGCUGAGCGCAACGCCCAAGUCAUCUUGGCCUCUACCGACUCUGAGUACUCUCACCUUGCCUUCAUCAACACUCCCCGCAAGGAGGGUGGUCUCGGCGGCAUUAAGAUUCCCUUGUUGGCCGACCAUUCCCACAAGAUCUCUCGCGACUACGGUGUCCUCAUCGAGGACGCUGGCAUCGCCUUCCGUGGUCUCUUCCUGAUUGACCCCAACGGAAUCUUGCGUCAAAUCACCGUCAACGAUCUUCCCGUCGGUCGCUCUGUCGAAGAGGCUCUCCGUCUCUUGGACGCCUUCAUCUUCGUCGAGGAGCACGGCGAGGUCUGCCCCGCCAACUGGCACAAGGGUGCUGACACCAUCGACACCAAGAACCCCGACAAGUACUUCUCCAAGCACUAAAUCGGUUUCCGUUCUUUCGAUGGCGAGCGAUUAUGACCUAGCAGGUCGCAGCACCUUGAGCUAGUUCAAGCGGUUGCCAGCAAGGACUGCUGGCUGGAUCCGUUUCUUGCUGCGGUGCAUCUGUUGCGCCUGCCCCUUUGUACUAUCUGUCGUUAUAUACAGGCUUCUGCGCAGCUCCGUCUAGUUCCAUCUCCACGAGUGCACAUGCGCGGGUCGGUUUGAUUUUGGCAUCUGCUGAAAGAUGUAUCCUCUGGCUCGUUGAUUGUGGCCGGUUGAUGUGCUGUUGCGUGGAGCCGUCUAGUACACGGCUUGAGCCGUGGCCUGACUUUUGUUUUAGCCUGAAUUUAUGUACUUUUUCUUCUUA